Molecule: messenger RNA, 837 nt
Organism: Papaver somniferum (opium poppy)
Lineage: Eukaryota; Viridiplantae; Streptophyta; Magnoliopsida; Ranunculales; Papaveraceae
Exons: 1
Coding region: 1-837 (278 amino acids)
Molecular function (GO): protein dimerization activity
Source: RefSeq, a predicted model, not a curated record
AUGGGAUACACUGAAAUACUAUGUCAAGGACUUCAAAAGAAAACACAAGACAUAGUCAAUGUCGUGGCUUUAGUUUCGAACACUAAGCUUUUACUUCAUAAAUUAAGAUCAGAUGAAGAUGGUUAUCGACUUUUUAUCGAAACAGUGUGCCUAUUUUUCAUUGAACAUGGUAUCGACAUCCCUGAUAUGACUGCACCUUAUAUGCAAGGUACGGGUCGUUCCUGCCAGCAGCGUGAUAACAUUACUGUAGAUCAUCAUUAUCACCAUGAUAUUUUUAAUGAUGCAAUUGAUCUUCAGAUCGCGGACUUAGUUGGAAGGUUUCCUGAGGAUACAGUGGAGUUACUUGUUCUUUGUUCAUGUUUGGAUCCUCGAGAAUCUUUCAAAGCAUUCCAUGCAGAAAAUCUUUGUACUCUAGCUGAAAAGUUUUAUCCUCUCGAUUUCAGUCGACAAGAGGUACAUACUUUGAGAAAUGAAUUAUACCACUAUGGGCAAGAUGUAGUCAAGCAUGCUGAUUUUAAGAACUUAUCAACUGUUGCUGAAUUAUGUAGACGUCUAGUGGAAACAAGAAAGGCAGAUGUUUAUCCUUUAGUUGAUAGGAUGAUUCGUCUUAUAUUAACUCUUCCUGUUUCUACAGCAAGUGCGGAACGGUAUUUUUCAACAAUGUCAAAUGUUAAAUCAGCUCUCCGCAACAAAAUGGAUGCAAACUUUCUUAGAGAUUGCAUGAUGAUAAACAUUGAAAGUAUCCUUGCACGAAAAAUCAGUAUUGAUCGGAUAAUUGAUUUGUUUAUUGCUCGAAAAGAUCAAAAAGUAAAACUAAAGGAAUGGAUGAUGAUCUAA